Messenger RNA from Blepharisma stoltei, 456 nucleotides. Lineage: Eukaryota; Ciliophora; Heterotrichea; Heterotrichida; Blepharismidae. The record is from the annotation of a GenBank genome assembly.
AUGAUUGCUAUUAUAUUCUAUAUUUGGAAGAAAUGGUGAAAUAUCUCUGUUGAUCCACUAAAACAAAAAGAAGAAAUAUCAAUUCAAGAUGCCAUUCUCGCUGCCAGUAUUGGAAAUGAGUUCUUUCAGUAUGUGCCAAUGGGACCAGACUUUAAGCUGAUAAGCCCUUUGCUUUCAGAGCUCAGUGGGUUGUUUUCAUUGAACUUGGAAGAAGCAAUAAAGCUGGAAAACGGAGUCUUUUGGAUCGUUGUUAAGUUCGAAUAUGGAGGAAUAGGACUUUGAAUUUUACUUUGUCUUGUUAUUCUGCUGCAGUUUGAUGAUAGAUUUCCACAUUUUUCACUGUUCAGACUUUUGAGAUGGAUUUCUGAUUUUUUGAUGCCUAUUUUGGGAAAUCUUUGCUUUAUUCCGUUUAUUUCAAUUUGCUUAUUCCUCCAUUUAAUAGCAGUACCCUUUUAA